AUGGUGACAAAAAUCUUACUGUCAGUUCUCUUGAUGCUGGGAGGUCACGACGCUGCGACCGUGUCCAUCCCGAAGGUCAGUGCGAAAUCGAUCCGCUGUGGGAAAGACCUGCAGAGUUACGAUCAAGGAUGGCACAUUGUAAGAAUGCAUACACACCACCAGAAUGUCACGGAGUGUCAUCAACAGGUUACAGCAGAGAUACAGAGAGACUGGAAGUGUCACAGAAAAGCCUUUAAGUGUGAAAUGCGGAGGAGUUUGAACCCGGAGCACUUCAAAAUAGAUCUGGCCCCGACCACAAGGAGAAUGAGCCUCCCCACUACUGUUGAGCUCCACCCACCUGCUGUUAAACCCCCCCACCAGCUCACCACCAUGCCCCUAUACGCUUUGGGAGCGAAAGAUCCUGGUGAUUACAAGUCACCUCCCAACAAGCCCCAGAGGUUUGGAAGGUCCUGGGAGGGGAUCGAAAAAUGUGCUGAAUAUGUCAGAGAGUUUCAGAACCCAGAAGCUCCCCAAAGACAGAGGAUAAACAUUCUGUGCUGGAGUCUUCUUCAAAUGUUAGCCAGAGCCAAGUUGUGGAACAGGCUUGCAUUGGUAGGUAAAUGUAAUGACUAG
Phycodurus eques (leafy seadragon) is the source of this 612-nucleotide messenger RNA. RefSeq names its product neuropeptide VF precursor (gene npvf). The record is from RefSeq and is a predicted model, not a curated record. Lineage: Eukaryota; Metazoa; Chordata; Actinopteri; Syngnathiformes; Syngnathidae.